AUGACGAAACCGAUUAAAGUAUGGAUGGCUCGUAAGUAAUGAAUAAUAUCAAAAAAGAUAGCAUAACAGAGCCCAGCUAAUACGCUCAAUUGCAAACAGCUGCCGGACCAAACCUCUGGAAGGUAAAUACAUCGCUCUAUACUUUAUAGUACAGUAAACCCAGCUCACCCAAUCCUCAGGUCGUCCUCAUCCUCGAAAAACUCGCCAUUCCCUACGAGAUCGUAGCAUUCAAAUUCGACGACGUAAAAAGGAGGCCAUUCAUCACCUUGAAUCCAAACGGUCGCGUGCCAUGUGAGGAACCCAAAUUACUUUCCAAUUCUCCCGCAUUUCUGAUAGUAAAUCUGUAGCAAUCGAAGAUCCAAAUAUUAGUCCCGAUGGCCUUGUUUUAUGGGAAUCUGGUGCUAUCAUCCAAUACCUCAUUGAACAAUAUGACAGCGAGAAGAAAUUAACUUAUGAUACCUUUGAGAAACAUAAGUUAAACCAAUGGCUCAUGUUCCAAAUGAGCGGUCAAGGUCCUUACUACGGACAAUUAGGCCGGUAAGGUUACACAACACCCUUCAAUCCCACCAAUCCAUCUCCAACAACCCUAACAAACCAGGUCCAACGUCCUCCACCAAGAAAAACUCCCCUCCGCCAUCCUGCGCUACAAAAACGAAGUCCGACGCAUCCUCGGCGUCCUAGAAACCAGUCUUGAGGACAAAACCUGGUUGGUAGGUAACAAAUGCACGUAUGCAGACUUAUCCUUCGUGACCUGGAAAGAGAGGUUGGAUGCUCUGUUUACGGUCCCUGCGGAAAACAAGUUUGAUGGCUUUCCGAAUGUGGAGGCGUGGCAUGGACGGAUGGUUGAGAGACCCUCGUGGAGGGCGGCGAUGGAGAAGAGGAGGGUGAUUAUGGAUGAGCAGGGGUUGAUGUGGAAUGGGAUGCCGAAGGGGAUUAGUACUUAUGAGCAGUAUGUGGAGAAGAUUGGUAGUGAUAGGGUGGAGGCUGAGGGGGAGUAG
Messenger RNA from Hymenoscyphus albidus, 998 nucleotides. NCBI's taxonomy places the organism in Eukaryota, Fungi, Ascomycota, Leotiomycetes, Helotiales, Helotiaceae. The record is from the annotation of a GenBank genome assembly.